This is a messenger RNA of Brugia malayi, 423 nucleotides long. RefSeq lists its product as uncharacterized. The coding region runs from base 1 to 423 and encodes 140 amino acids. The transcript has 4 exons. NCBI's taxonomy places the organism in Eukaryota, Metazoa, Nematoda, Chromadorea, Rhabditida, Onchocercidae. The record is from RefSeq and is a predicted model, not a curated record.
AUGAGUGAAAAAAAUGAAUUAUGUGAAAAGUACCGUAAAUUUGCUGUGGAAAGGUUACAAUCAGAUUAUGAAGAAAUGAUCAAAGCCGUAAAUUGCAUUGUGGAUGAAGUGAAGGAGUAUGAGACUUUACUACUUUUCAUUAAUAAGAUUAAGGUACUGGAUUCUGAAGAACCAUUGAAAACACAGACAAAUAUUGGUAAAGAUAUCUUUUGUGAGGCUGUGAUUGAUAAAUGGGAUCAUGUAAUUGUAAAACUAUUCGAUGAUAUUUACGCCGAAUUAACUUUGGAACGAGCAGAAAUUUUUAUCACGAAAAAAAUUGAGUUAUUAAGUGAACGUGCUGCUUUCUACGAACGAGAAACGCAUGCAGUACGUGCUAGAAUACACCUAAUACUUUCUUCUGUAAAGCAGCUUGAAAGUUUAUAG